AUGGAUGCGGUCAUAAAUCUUUAUAAGACCGAAGAAUUGACUGGGGACUGGGAAGUAGAGGAUAGUGACGAAGGCGCCACGACGAACGGAGAUCUUGCCGAACCAUGCGACACAACUACCAGCGCUGACUCAGAGAUGCUUCUGCCUGAAGAAAUUGUAGCAGCGGCUGUGACCGCUGGGGGGAUGACCACUACUGCUGCGGCUUCAGACAUAGCUGAAAGAUACAUGAGCUCUCUUCGAGCACAGAGUAGUCUACAUGGGACGAUAGGCGAUCAAGUCACUAACGCAUAUGACGCUAAGGCCAAGUAUGGAGUGUUCUCCCUCUUUUUCACUGCUGCAUUCAAAGAUCGGUUACAGAAGUGGACGUCUGGCGUGCUUCUUGCAGGUGGCCACUCCAAGGUCAGCGAAAGUGAGUUUAACGCUUACUUAGGCCUUGAAAUUGGAAUGAGCAUCUGCCCUAUGAAUGAAAUAGCGGAAUUUUGGUCUGAUCGUCGCUUUUAUUGGACAGCCCGCUUUUAUUGA
Messenger RNA from Phytophthora nicotianae INRA-310, 522 nucleotides. RefSeq lists its product as hypothetical. NCBI's taxonomy places the organism in Eukaryota, Oomycota, Peronosporomycetes, Peronosporales, Peronosporaceae. The record is from RefSeq and is a predicted model, not a curated record. Bases 1 to 522 code for a protein of 173 amino acids. The transcript has a single exon.